GCGGCCGCCGUCCGCCGCGAGAAGGAGGAAGGGACUGCCAUGGGGCUGCUGUCCCAGGGCUCCCCGCUGAGCUGGGAGGAGACCCAGCGCCACGCCGACCACGUGCGGCGGCACGGGAUCCUCCAGUUCCUGCACAUCUACCACGCCGUCAAGGACCGGCACAAGGACGUGCUCAAGUGGGGCGACGAGGUGGAAUACAUGUUGGUAUCUUUUGAUCAUGAAAAUAAAAAAGUCCAGUUGAUCCUGUCUGGAGAGGAAGUUCUUGAAAUUCUACAAGAGAAGGGGGAAAGGACAAAUCCAAACCAUCCUACCCUUUGGAGACCGGAAUAUGGAAGUUACAUGAUCGAAGGAACACCUGGACAGCCUUACGGAGGAACCAUGUCUGAGUUCAACACAGUUGAGGACAACAUGAGAAAACGUCGGAAGGAAGCUACUUCCGUAUUAGAAGAAAAUCAGGCUCUUUGCACAAUAACUUCAUUUCCCAGAUUAGGCUGUCCUGGGUUCACACUGCCCGAGUACAAACCCAACCCGGUCGAAGGAGGAGCUUCCAAGUCCCUCUUCUUUCCAGAUGAAGCAAUAAACAAGCACCCCCGCUUCGGUACCCUAACAAGAAAUAUCCGACAUAGGCGAGGAGAAAAGGUUGUCAUCAAUGUACCAAUAUUUAAGGACAAGAAUACACCAUCUCCGUUUAUAGAAACGUUUCCUGAAGAUGAUGAGGCAGCAAGGGCUUCCAAGCCGGACCAUAUUUACAUGGACGCCAUGGGAUUUGGGAUGGGCAAUUGUUGUCUCCAGGUGACAUUCCAAGCCUGCAACAUAUCUGAGGCCAGAUACCUUUAUGAUCAGUUGGCCACUAUCUGCCCAAUUGUCAUGGCUUUGAGUGCUGCAUCUCCUUUUUACCGAGGCUAUGUGUCAGACAUUGAUUGUCGCUGGGGAGUGAUUUCUGCAUCUGUAGAUGAUAGAACUCGGGAGGAAAGAGGACUGGAGCCACUGAAGAACAAUAACUAUAGGAUCAGUAAAUCCCGAUAUGAUUCAAUAGACAGCUACUUGUCUAAGUGUGGUGAGAAAUAUAAUGACAUCGACUUAACAAUAGAUAAAGAAAUCUAUGAACAACUAUUGCGGGAAGGCAUUGACCAUCUCCUGGCCCAGCAUGUUGCUCAUCUCUUUAUUAGAGACCCACUGACUCUGUUUGAAGAGAAAAUACACCUGAAUGAUGCCACCGAGUCUGACCAUUUUGAGAAUAUUCAGUCCACAAAUUGGCAGACAAUGAGAUUUAAGCCCCCUCCUCCAAACUCAGAUAUUGGAUGGAGAGUUGAAUUCCGACCCAUGGAGGUUCAGUUAACGGAUUUUGAGAACUCUGCCUACGUGGUGUUUGUAGUCCUGCUCACCAGGGUGAUCCUUUCGUACAAACUGGAUUUUCUCAUUCCACUGUCAAAGGUUGAUGAAAACAUGAAAGAAGCACAGAAGCGAGAUGCUGUCUUACAGGGAAUGUUUUAUUUCAGGAAAGAUAUUUGCAAAGGUGGCAACGCCGUGGUGGAUGGGUGCAGCAAGGCCCAGAACAGCUCGGAGCAGACUGUCGAGGAGUACACCCUCAUGAGCAUAGACACCAUCAUCAAUGGGAAGGAAGGCGUGUUUCCUGGACUGAUCCCGAUUCUGAACUCUUACCUUGAAAACAUGGAAGUGGAUGUGGACACCAGAUGUAGUAUUCUGAACUACCUAAAGCUAAUUAAGAAGAGAGCAUCUGGAGAACUAAUGACAGUUGCCAGAUGGAUGAGGGAGUUUAUCGCAAACCAUCCUGACUACAAGCAAGACAGUGUAAUAACUGAUGAAAUGAACUACAGCCUUAUUUCGAAGUGUAACCAGAUUGCAAAUGAGUUAUGUGAGUGCCCAGAGUUACUUGGACCAGCCUUUAGGAAAGUGAAAUACAGUGGAAGUAAAACUGAAUCUUCAAACUAGACAUUCUGCAGAGAGAG
Messenger RNA from Tupaia belangeri chinensis (Chinese tree shrew), 1970 nucleotides. RefSeq names its product glutamate-cysteine ligase catalytic subunit (gene GCLC). Lineage: Eukaryota; Metazoa; Chordata; Mammalia; Scandentia; Tupaiidae. The transcript is spliced from 16 exons. Bases 40 to 1953 code for a protein of 637 amino acids. Gene Ontology annotation, biological process: glutathione biosynthetic process. Gene Ontology annotation, cellular component: glutamate-cysteine ligase complex. The record is from RefSeq and is a predicted model, not a curated record. Gene Ontology annotation, molecular function: glutamate-cysteine ligase activity.